AUGACUUCAAGAGCCGAGCAAGGGAUCCAGGGCAAAGCCACAAACAAGCGAAGCCUCGAAUAUGUGCUAAAGAGCGGGUUAGCAGGUGGACUGGCGGGAUGCGCAGCGAAGACUCUUGUUGCACCACUCGAUCGCGUCAAAAUUCUUUUCCAGACGUCAACUCCCGCGUAUGUGGAAUACAUUGGAAGCUGGAAAGGAUUCGUGUCUGCUCUUACGUCAAUCAGCAGCCAUGAAGGACUCAGAGGCCUAUUCAAGGGUCAUUCAGCCACCCUACUUCAAAAAUUCCCUUACGCGGCCAUCAAUUUUCUGAUGUACGAACAGAUGAGAGCUCUCUUCAUCUCGUCACCUGAAAAAGAGACACCGCUCCGUCGAUUCCUGUCUGGCAGUGUUUCCGGUGCCACGUCCGUUUUCUUCACUUAUCCGCUUGACCUUAUCCGAGUGCGGCUGGCUAUUGAGAGUCGGUCACAUCGAUCAUCCCUGAAGAGUAUUUGCCGUCAAAUAUACAACGAGCAGAGUGGUGCUCUGCAAUCGCAUACUACUGCGGCAAGGGGAGUCAGCAAAACUCUUUCUAGUGCUAUCGAGAAGGCACUUCCAAUAUCUAAGCUCAGCAACUUCUAUCGCGGGUUUACUCCAACAAUGCUCGGGAUGCUCCCUUACGCUGGGAUGUCAUUCUUCACACAUGACACAGUUAAAGAUUGGUUACGGCGCGCUGAGUUUGAAAAGUACACCACAGUCCAAAAGUCUGCUGCGGACAGAGGAUCACAACACCGUCCUCUGAAGAUCGGCGCCCAAUUAAUAGCCGGGGCGCUUGCCGGCACAAUCGCUCAGACCGCUUCAUACCCCUUCGAAGUCAUUCGCCGUCGCGUACAAGCCAGCGGCGUAAUGCAGGGCGAAAGUAAUAUAGGGAUUGCAAAAACCUGCCAUAGAAUCUGGUCGGAAAGAGGGUUCCGGGGCUUUUGGGUUGGAUUGACCAUCGGAUACAUCAAGGUUGUGCCAAUGGUUGCUGCUAGCUUUUUGGUAUAUGAGCAGCUCAAAUACCAAUUCAAUAUAUAA
This is a messenger RNA of Penicillium canescens, 1053 nucleotides long. RefSeq lists its product as uncharacterized. NCBI's taxonomy places the organism in Eukaryota, Fungi, Ascomycota, Eurotiomycetes, Eurotiales, Aspergillaceae. Bases 1 to 1053 code for a protein of 350 amino acids. The record is from RefSeq and is a predicted model, not a curated record. Gene Ontology annotation, biological process: transmembrane transport. The transcript has 2 exons.